AUGAAGAUAGAGGAGAUACAUAACAAGGAUCUAUCGCUAUCCGAUAGAAUUGAUACAUUGUACAAUUGGAGGGCAACCGAGUACUUCUUCCAAUACAUACAGGACAGUAGUAUGGUAGCCAGCAAGAUAAUACCAUUGAUUAUAGAGGGUUUAGCAGGAACGCAGGAAGAUAAAAAAAAGACAAUGUCUGUGCUUAUACGAAUUAGAAUAAACAGUACAAUCUCGCAUGAGUUGAUCGACAGGCUGAUAGAGAUACUUGAGAAGGACGCACUGACGAAUAUAUCUCUUGCUGUGCGGUGUCUAAUUGAGAUAACCAAGAAGACAAAGCCAUCUGUGCAUCAGCAUGUAAGGAUUCUAUCUGCGAUUGCGAACUUUUUCAAAAACCUGACAGAUGAUUUGCACUCAUUGGAGAACCAAAAUGAAACAAAACGGGCACUUUUGCUGAGCAGUGAGCCGGUUGUUCUGCUGCUGUUUCUGACCCAGAUAGCCAGGGAGGAGUUUAUAAAGAACUUUGUGCCUCUUGCAAAGGCUCUUUCGUCUUUUGUGCAUUUUUUCAUCCAGCGCACGGACUCGAUCAAUCUGUACCUUAUAAACGAGAAUAUAAAGCUGCAGUGCAUCACGACUCUUACGCAGAUUAUUUCACUUUUCAUGGGGGUUCUUAAAGACAAUCCGCCAGAGAUUGCAGCAAUGACCUCUUUUAUUCCAGAGCUGAGCAUAUUCCUGCUUGGGUACUGCCCUGAUGACGCAGUGAACAUUAAGAAGGACAUAUACCACCAUCUGAGUGUUCUGAAGACAGAGAAAAAGCGAGUCUUUGCCUCGUACUCAGAGAUCAUUCUCAAGGACGGGAUUCUUCUGCGGCCAAAGCACUCAGUGCUAAAGCUGCUUGGGCUCACGCUGUCCACAGAGUUUUUGAUAAUGUUUAGGGACAUUACGCACCGGCAUCUUUCCCUAAAGGUGUGCAAAGAGGCAGCCAAGAUCAUGUGCGAAUCAAACGACCACACGCUGAACAAGCUGUGCGCAAAUGUGUUGGUGCAGAUAAACGACACAACAAUCAGCGACAACAUAAGCAUAGCAGAGAAGGGUUUCUUUAUCCGAAUGAACUAUGGUGCGUUUGUCACUGCGUUCAGACAAUACAGUGAGAUCCCAGUGACAGAGGAGACAAAGAAUGUGCUGCGCUCAAUCAUCCGGGGCAUGAAAAACACAAUGCACUACUUCUCCCUCUUCCAGAACAUUCCCUCGAAUGCAAUUGUGUUCUCUCUCAAGUGCUUUAGCCCGUAUGAGGUGCAGGAGCUGUCAAACAACCUAGGCAUUGCUUUCAAGCCCUUCAACCAGUUUGACUUGGAGAAAAAGGCAGACAUUAUUAUUGUUUGCGAGUUUCUGCUGAUUUUCUUCUACCUGGAUGCAGCGCUCUUUGAAAAGGUGCUACUAGACAACGUAGGAAUCCUUUUUGAAAGCACAAAAAAGAACAAAGACAUGUUCAUCAUAUGGAGGCAGUUUUUGGCGUAUGCCGGUGUGGCAAGAAAGUUUGCAGAUGUGAUCAUACAAGAGCUCCUAAAGAUUCUGCACAACGAAAAGGACAAGCAGUUUAUUAUUCUUGCAUUCAGAGAGAUUUUUACAUCAUUCACAGUGCACACAGUAGAGAUUGAGAGCGUAGUGGCAAGCAAUCUGCCAGAGCUGUUUAAAAAGUGCCUGAUGCCGGAAGAGCGGCUUCUAUAUACGCUUGAGAUCGUAAAAGAUCUGUUCAAUGCGGCAGGAAAGGAAAAGCUUGAGAUUCUGCAUAAGGAAAUGGCUCUGGUGCUUCCUGGGUUCUUUGCAAAAAUAGAAGAGAUCACAAGGCUCUACCCAAACAGAGUUGAGCCAGUUGAACUAAUUCUGACAAUAUCAGUGAAAAUAUCAGGGCUUCUUCCGUUCCUAGGACAGAUGGCAAAGGCACUAGUGUGCGCACUGCGAAUGAAAAAUCAGCUGUCAGCACUUGCCAUGGAGACACUCGAGACUUGUGUGGAUAACUUAAAUGCAGAGCUUCUGAUGUCCUAUUUAAGCGAGGAGAUUGACAGCAUAUUCACUGCGCUGGUGAACCUUGUGCACGAGGAAGAAAGCUCUGUUAUGGCAAUUAAGCUGCUUGGAAAGCUCUCUGGGAAGGCAAGGGCGUCAUUCAAUGUACCGGCUAUCAGCCAGGCAGAGCAAAGCUCAUCUCUCACAGUAAUAAUCCCAGGAAAGACAGACAGAAUUCGCGUGCCAAUUCACGGCGUGCUGAAAGAGGCUGCCCGGGUCCUUGCAGGAGAAAAGCCAGGCAGCCAGGAGCAGGCCCUUACACUAGUAGGGCACUACUUCUACACGUUCUUUAAGUGGGAAGACCUGUCGGACAAGAUUCUUCACAUAUGGAGCAAGGAGAUAGAGAUUAUUAAGGAGGCAGAUUUUAAGGAACUGCACAGCAAGGUGCGGUCUGGAGUGUUCACACCAGUGGACGACGAGUGGCCCACUGAAGAAGAGCUUAUCACCAUACCAUGCGAGCUGAUCAAUGCGCUGUUCAAGUGCGCAGCAGAUCCAAGAGAAAAGACUAAUACGCCCAUACAGAAUACAAUGACAACUGUUACUGACAUGUACACAGGGAGCGUGCUCUCUGCAGGACUGCAAAACAGCGCACAGACAGAGGAAGGAGACGGAGAUGGUGCAGGCCAGGCAACUGCCAACUCCAUAGAGGCAAAAAAGCUGUUGAUUUUGCUCUACUCAUUUGUCUCAAUCUUCAAGUCUCUUGAGCUGAUUUACUUUGAAGAGUUCCAGAAAAGAGUGCGAGUUGAUGUGGCGCAUCUGAUAACAUCACUGACCCAGGCCUUUGGGCACCAGCAGACAGAAGGUGUUGCGCAGUCUGUACUGAGCACAAUGUACAGCAUAUCCCUUAACAUAUGCGGGUCUCGUGAGAAAACAUCACAAAUGACACUUUUCUACAACAUACUCCACUCGUUCUGCUCCGCAUGCUAUGCGAACAGCGAUAGAGAGAAGAUGUGCGGCAUCCAGGGCAUUCUAUUUAUGACACAGUCUUUGGAUAUAGGCGUGAGCUGGCUGCUGUACCAGGAGAUCCGCAUUGUCAAGGCACUCUUCUUCUCGCUCUCUUCAAUUCGGUACAACAAUGUUGAAAGAGUGAGAGAGGGAAUAUUCCACAUAUGCAGAACAGCACAUGACCCAGCUGUGGAAACAGAGCCAAUAUCGUCUGAGUACUUUAUGCAGCUGAUAUUCACAUUUGCGCAGGAACUAAGCCAUCCACUGGAAAGAGUGCGCAUGGUGGCUAGAGAGUGCCUGGACUACAGUGCAGAGCUAUUCGGGUCAGAUGUCUCUGCAUUCCUUCUGCCAAUCAAAGAAAAGAUUCUGGCACAGGUUCUUAGUAAGCCACUGCGUGCACUGCCAGAUGGAAUCCAGAUAGGAAACAUGGAGGUGAUGAGAUAUCUGUUUGGACUGCGGCCGCCUCUUAUGAGCAUUGACGAACGGCUGGAGAGAUUUAUUGGCGAGGCCUUCAGAAUUAUCGCGUCACCCAACGGCACAAUUGAGAUGAAAAAGGCAGCAGUGCAGCUAUUUGUGGCAGCAGCUGUUUCGCCAGACUUUAGCUCAAUGCACUCGCUGAUGAAGAUAUCGCAGAUGCUGAUCAAAGGCCUGUUCUCAAAAGAGGAGGAAAUAUGCGAGGUGUGCCGAGACGGACUGCGUCAGAUGUACAUCUUGGGAAGAGAGCCAGACAGAGAACUUUUGCAGACAUGGCUGGUCCCAAUUGUGAACACCAUAGGACAGAAAAAGAAUGUUGAGUCGAUCAUCUCUGGGCUAGUGCAUUUGCAAGACCUGGAUAGAGAGAUCUUUAAAACAGGACUGGCAAGCAGCUUGCUUGAGAUAAUUGGGCAGCAAGGAACAGGUGAAAGUCUAUCAGAGGAGAUUGUAGACAUGAUCUACGAAAUAUUCGCAAAAACACCCCAACUACCAGAGGGCGAGUUUCUCACCAGGUCAGUGCUAACAUAUGUGCACCACUUUAAGACAAUGCUGCCAAAGAAGAAAGGAAAGGGUAUAUCUGAGUACCUGUCUCUUAGGCCCCUUGCAGCAAGCUUUUUAUUCAGGCUUGCAAAUGACGACGACACAGCAUACUACAUUCUGCACAAGCAUCUGCAGGAGGCGUCUGCAGGAGGUGCAUUUAGGAUAAACAAUCUUAACAUAAACACGCAGACAGGCAGCAGCACCUCAGGCGGACACUACAGAAAUAACCACCCAAUGGCAGUCUCUGCGCAGUCCACUUGGAGACAGUAUGUGCUGUCAGACGCAGCAGGCGAGAUAUUUUCAAUGGACAGCAUAGAAAGAAUGGUUGAGAUGUGGAGAGAAACCUCAGGAGAUGCAGAGUUUGAGAGAAUUGUAAGGAAGUGGUGCUUCAAGUCAGUGGAGGGCUUUAUUCGAUACUACACUGCAGAAGAACUCAGGACUGCACCAAUUAGGACACCGCAAGAGAAUGGCGAGACAGUUCUUUCCCUGUUCUUAGAGGCACUUGAGAAAAAGAUAAUACUGAACAUUGAGCCGAAAGUGCAGAAGAGAAUUCUCCAAACGGUUGAGCCCCUCAUCACAGACAAGUCUAUUUUAUGUGUGGACGGGCUUCCUGCGUGGCGAAUUGAGGUGGCUCUGAUGCUUAUAAAGGAAGACCCACUGCCCCUCAUACAGAAAGCCACUCCGCAGCCUAAGACAAAACAGCCUACAAGAGCAACUGCACGGUCUGGACUAAAAAGCACAGGGAACUCCCGAGGAGGCAGCCCCAUGAUGAAUGAUAACAUGAGAAGCGCAAAGGCAACUGCAGACAGGUAUACUAUAGCAGACUACCUAACAAAAGUGCUGGAGCUGGAGGCAUUGGAGCCCGUGGAUGCAAUAAGAAUCACUGCCUUUUUAGUUGAGUUUGACCCAACACCAAACACAGACGGGUUUUUGCCCCUUAUUACUGCGCAUCCUGAGUAUGCGGAGCAUGCAAUCAAAGGAAUAGUUGCGCUUUUAAAAAGAUAUGGAGUAGAGCCAUUUAUUGAAAGCAUCUCGUCUGCACUGGAGGAUGACACUCUUUAUAGAACGCAUCUGUACAUCUUCCUUCCAGCAAUAGUGAAGGUCCCGGAGCUAUUCACAGGCUCAGGAAUAGAGGCUGUUGUGUGCACCAUGAUACAACGGCUAUUUAUUUCUGGAAGCGCAAAGAUCGCACUUCUUCUUUUGCAGGCCUCAAUUGUCUGGUAUAAGGAAGGCGCAAUAUGCGAUGGAGUUGCUUUGAUUUUGACGAGCUCUUAUGUUCUGUACUAUAUACACAAUAAGCCCGGGGAUGUGGUGAGUGGCAUAUCUGCCCUUCCAUUCUAUGAAGAGCCAAUUAUAGUCUCGCCGGAUAGGAUAAACCCGCAGUCUGUGGCCAAUCUAUACACUGAGGUAGCAAAGAAUAAUAAAGUACUCGCAUUCAGCCUGCGAGGCGCAGUAAAUGCAUGCUUGGUGGAGGAGGGAUGUGCAGCACUGGAGCAGAUUAUACCAGUAGCAGCAAAGAUCGACAAAGAGUGCAUUAGUGAGAUAUUCCAGGGACUAAUUACAAAAGGCAUAUUCCCGAAGCUGGCUAUAACAUGUGCAGAGCUGCUGAAUGGAGAAGAGGCUGCAGAGCAGGCAAUGCGCAUGCUGGAAAAAGGUCUGAAAGAUGGGGCUACUACGCUGUCUGACUCUCUGCCUGCAGGACUGAAGCUUGCCCUAAAGUAUCCAACAACUGAAAUUCUUACAGUGCUUGCGCAGAUACUUUCCAGGCACCCAGAGGUCUUCAGGUACUCCGAAACAGCAGAGGGCGUGGUCAGUAUAGUGCAGAGCCCAAGCGUGCCUUCGUCUUUGAAACAGAGCGUGCUGCUGGCCAUGGAGUCAGAAGAGCACCAGGAGAUAAGGCUGGGCCUGGUUUACACUGCAUAUAUAGACCCGCAGAUGCACAGAGAGGAUAUAGUUGCAGGCCUGCAGCCGCUGUUUGUUAAGGGGCUUGCAUGCCCCACAGAUAGAAUUCGGGCGGAUUUCUUCAAGAUAUUUGACCAAAGUGUGUCUUCCCAUGUAGAAGAAAGGCUUCUGUACCUGAGCACCUUUGAGUGGGAUCUGUUUGAGAAGGGCACUUGGCUUCCAGCUUUCUGCCGAAUGGUUUUAGGACUGUUUGACGUAGUGGCUUUCCAGACAGUGGCAUUUUGGGACCUGAACGGACUGGAGUUUCUGGAGAAAGACGGGCAUGCAAGCAGAACUCUAUCUGGGCACGGUAAAUCACCAUCGUUUUCAGAGAGCCCUGAGUCUCUGUCAGCACUUUUCCAGGAGUUCAAAAGAUACAAAGCCAGCAAGCAGACCAUUAUGGGCAGCAUUCUGUCACUUCUGUACGGAAAUGAAGAGGCGUCCUCGCAGAUUAUUAGGUGCCUUCUUCCUGGAAUUAUUGAGCAUCUGCCAGAGCGCACGAAAACAUCGCUGCAUGUAAGGAUUGAGGACAUGCUUAUUCGCUUAGGGAAAUCCAGAGUGCCGCGCAUAGCAGAAACAGCAGAAUGUCUUAUUCUAGGAAUAUCCUCCCUUUGCCAAGGUGCAUCUAGAUAUACUUCGAUAGAUUCGCUUGUGCAGAAGGAUAACGGACAGAGAUCUCAGAGUGAGGAGCAUGAUGAGAACAGGAAGUGCAUUGAUAAGUGCAGAGUUCUUGAGGUGGCAUAUCACACGGGAACGUGGGCAGCCUCUGCAUAUGUUUUACAUGACAGACCUGAGUCAGCAACUGUUUACAAUGCAAUUGAAGAGAAAGACUACUUCCUUGCACAGCUAAGGAUCUCUGCAUUUUAUCCAGAAACAGUCCAGGCACUUCUUCUACAGCAGAUUGGAGACAUUAAGGGGGCACAGGCAGCAUACGAGGACAUUCAAACAAAGGCCCAGAGCGGAAUUCUUCUCUACAAUGAGUCAGAGUACAAGAUUUGGGAAGAGCAGUGGAUCGAAUGCGCAGAGCAAAUGCAGCAGUGGGACCUGCUCUCUGAGAUUGGAAUAGCCACAAAGAAUCCAAGCCUAACUGUAAAAGCCAAAUGGCACACACUUGACUUUUCAAUUGAGUCAGAUAAAAGCGCCUUCAAAGGUCUACUAGAUGACAUAUCUUUGGUGGAUAAGACGUUUUACUAUCUGUUCGUGGUUGGUGAAAAGACCGAUGAGACGGAAGAGUUCCUCUACAGAAUUGUCACGUCUACAAUAGAUGAAAUAGCAAAGUAUCCGCGGCUUUCACCAAGACAGCUGCACGCCAUUGAGAGAUUCCAGAUAGUUGUGGAGAUGAAUGAGUCAUGGCAGAUCACAGCGUCAGAUGACCUGCGAAGAGAUCUGAUAGGGAUUCUGCAGGCUUGGAAGGAGCGAGUUCCAUUUGAGUGGGCAUCCAUCUCGUUUUGGACUAUGCUGGUUCGGUGGAGAACACAUGUGUUUUCUUCCAUAUGGAACGGAAAGGCAAAAGAGAAAACUCUGCAGUACAGAGGCUACCACGAGACAGCACAUAUUCUGAAUCUGUUUUCAAAGACCCUUCGAAAGCAUCAGAUUCUUCCUGCUGCUCUAUCUAACCUAGACAGCAUAUACACGCUUCCAAAUAUCGAAAUAUCAGAUGCGUACAUGAAGCUGGAAGAGCACGGAAAGUGCUAUUUGCAGAUGAAGGAGUAUGCAGCAGGGCUUGACCUUCUUGGUAUGACCAAUUUGAACUACUUUACAGCAGCACAGAAAAGCGGAGUGUUUUUGCUACGCGGUACGCUUCUAGAAGGAAAGGGCGCAGUUGACGAUGCAGCAAAGGUGUAUGCGCAGGCAGUGCAGGUGUAUCCAACAAAUGCAAAGGUGUGGUACAAGUGGGGGCUUCUUUCAUGCAAAACAAAUCGCGCAAAUGCAAUCAAUGCGUUUAUGCAGGCAGUGUCUAUAUCACCAGGAUCACUAGCAAGAAAAGCAGUGGUGGAGAUAGUUGCGCUGAUGGAUCUUGAGGCAACCAACAAGGAAAUUGAGAAGGUGUUUGAGGCAGCGUCUACAGAAAUUGACUGCUGGUGCUUUGUGCCGUUCAUCAUACAGAUAGUUUCUAUUCUGGCAAGCAGCGGCUCGCUAAUGGCAGUGUCGAUACUUUCACGAGUGGCGCAUGUAUAUCCGCAGGCUGUGUACUUCCCAGUGCGAAAUGCAUUAGAAGAGGAGCGAAGAAAAGGCAUAAAGGAGGGACCCAUAUCGGAUCUGUGGACAUUCUUAAAGACAGGGUUUACGCUCAUGUGCAUAAACAUUGAGGGCAUUGUGGAGAGUUUUACCAUGCGGCUGAGGGCGUCUGCUGAAGAAGAGUUCUACCGGCUGCUUACAGCUCUGCUGUCUGAGUCACUUCAGCAGCUAUUUGGAAAGGAGCCAAGAGAGAACGGGUCUCUGCUUAUAGCAAUACAGAAGAUCUCUGAGAUGAUAGGGAUGUCUUCACUGGCACCGAAAUACAAAAGCUCUUUUGAUGAGGACUUCUCUUUCUUUGUGUCAGAGAGCUUGCCACCGCAGAGCAUUCUUGAAUUGGCACAAAAGCUGCUUGUCUGGAAGAAAAGCAUGGAAAGGCUGCUGCUAUCGCAUCCUAGGUCUAUUAGCAUUGAAAAUAUUUCUAGAAGACUUGUGGACUUUGACCAGCGCAACGACGAUAUUGAGGUCUUUGGGCAGUAUGUCGAUAUAUCUGACAGAGCACCCCAGAUGGUUAAGAUUUCCAGAUUCGAGCCCAGCAUCAAUAUAAAGAGAAGAGGAGGCAUAAGCCUGAGAGAGCUAGCAAUUCGUGGAACCAACGGAAAAGUGUACCCAAUACUUCUGCAGAUGCCAUCUGGAAAGACCGCAAGAAGAGAAGAGCGCUUUAUACAGGCGCUUGCACUUUUCAACGCAUCAAUUGCCAAGACAGUGGAGAUAAAAAAGAGAAGAGGGUGCAUACCAAUUAAAAAGAUUGUGUCUCUAAACAACCAGACGAAGAUCUUCAUAGAAGCAGAGCCUAUGCAAUCGCUUAAUGACAUACUUCACAAUGAAAUGGGGGCAGAAGGUGUUUUCCAGAUGAUAUUCCAAUGCAGGCAGGAGCUCCAUGGGGCUGACAAUAAAACCUCGCUGCAGGAAGCAGAUGCAAUCGACCCAGAGAAGAGAGUGAAGAUGUUUUUGAAUACCUGCAGUCGAGUAGGCGAAGAUCUCAUCUAUAAGCACUUUAUGAACAGCUUCAAUUUGCAAAGUGACUUUUUCUACUUUAGAAAGUCGCUGUCCAUCUCCUACAGCAUCCACUGCUUUAUGUCGUAUGUAUUUUCAAUAGGAUCGCGCAUGCCAUCCCGUCUAUUUGUCGGGGAAAGCACAGGAAAGGUAUACUCUAUAGACUUCUAUCCAUCUUUCAGUGACAAAGCACUAUUUGAAGAGGUUCCUUUCCGAAUGACCCCAAACAUACAGAAGAUAAUAGGGCGCGCAGGACUUGAAGGGCCUUUCUUUACUACAAUGUACCACAUGGCAGCUGCAUUGUCCAAGAAAACAUUCUUGAUGCGGUAUAUGGAUGUCCUGGCAAGAGAAGAGGAAGGCAUAGAGCAUGCAGAAAAUAGUAUGCGAAUAGCCAGACAUAAGCUGCACGAACUGCUUCGAAUGGAUGACAGCCCAUCAAUGAGCAUUGUUAAGUUGGUUGGAAAUGCAACCAGUCCAGAAAGACUUUCUAUGAUGGAUCCACAGUGGCACCCGUGGCUGUAA
Nematocida ausubeli is the source of this 9705-nucleotide messenger RNA. RefSeq lists its product as uncharacterized. Gene Ontology annotation, cellular component: SAGA complex; nucleus; NuA4 histone acetyltransferase complex. Lineage: Eukaryota; Fungi; Microsporidia. Bases 1 to 9705 code for a protein of 3234 amino acids. The transcript has a single exon. The record is from RefSeq and is a predicted model, not a curated record. Gene Ontology annotation, biological process: DNA repair; regulation of DNA-templated transcription. Gene Ontology annotation, molecular function: transcription coregulator activity; protein binding.